UGCCUCCAAUCUGGUAUUUCAAUGGUGUUGAGCAAGCUGAUCUUUAAAAAGUCACUUUGACAUCAUGUCUCAUGCUGGAGGUGACGUGCCAGAUGGGCAUGCCUCUGGAGCUACCACUGAGUCUGUGGGUGCCAGCAAGGAAUCCCAAUAUGACAUUGUCAAAGCCACUCAGUACGGCGUGCUGGAGCGAUGCCGUCAGCUGAUCGACGACGGCUAUGACGUCAAUCGGAGGGACAACAUCGACGUCACGCUGCUGCACUGGGCCGCCAUCAACAACCGGAUGCCGCUGGCGUCGUACUACAUCGGCCUGGGCGCGGAGGUGGACGCGCGCGGUGGCGACCUCGCCUCCACGCCGCUCCACUGGGCUGUCAGGCAAGGCCACCUGAGCAUGGUGGUGCUGCUGAUCCGACACCGCGCCGACCCCACCAUCCGUGAUGUGGAGGGCUUCGCCUGCAUCCACGUGGCGGCCCAGUGCGGCUACACCAACAUCGUGGCCUACCUGCUGGCGGUGACGGGCGGCGCCGGCGUCAACGCGCCCGACGACAGCGGCAUGACGGCCCUCAUGUGGAGCGCCUACAAGACCACCGGGAUGGACCCGACGCGGCUGCUGCUGACGUUCGGCGCCAGCACCUGCCUGCAGGACCAGACAUACGGGAACACGGCGCUCCACUGGGCCGUCACGGCGCGCAACGUCAGCGCGGUGCAGACGCUGCUGCGAGCCGGCGCCGACACCAGCGUCAGGAACAAACAGGGAGCCACGGCGCACGACAUAGCGCAGCGACACCAGGUGCAGUGGAUGGGCAGGAAAGGUGCAGUACUGGGCGGAGAUGAGCUUACCUCUGCUGGUGUUCUACGCGGUCGGCCAGAUCUUCGCCUGGAGAUGGACGUGCUGGUCAAGCUGGGCUGCCUGGUUGGCGUCUAUAUCGUGUGCCACUUCUACGGACAGGCCCUGUUCAACAAGGACUUCAUGGAGACGCUGCCGAUGGCCAUAUACCUGGCCACCAAGAUUUGGUUCUACAUCACCUGGGUGGUGUGGCUGCAGCCGUACGUGGGUGCUAGCACCACGCUAGCCUUCCUCGCCUGCUCGUCCCUGCUGUGGUGGGCGUUCGUGCGCUGCUGGCGGGGAGACCCCGGCCACAUGACCUCGUCGCUGACUGACAAGUGCAAGGUACGCCGCUCGGCCGGCUGGCCCACGGCUCGCUGCGGCCUGAGUAUGGCGCAGGGCCGCGCCGGCUGGUCGCUGCGCGGACAGGCUGACAUCGUGUCACUGUCGGAGACGGAGGGCUUCAACAUGGCGCAGUUCUGCAGCACGUGCCUCAUCCGCCGGCCGGUCCGCUCCAAACACUGCUCCGUCUGCAACCGCUGCGUGGCCAAGUUCGACCACCACUGCCCCUGGGUCAACAACUGUGUCGGUGCCGGAAACCACAAAAAGAGCUCGAAACCGUCUCCACCAUGGCCACGUGCGAGACGUGGGUGUCUGGAACGCCCUCAACGCGCUGGUGCACGCCGUCUGGGUGUCGGCCCUGUUUGCUGCCAGAUGUACCAGGUGGCGUGGCUGGCGAUGACCACCAACGAGCGCAUCAACGCCGCCCGGUACAAGCACUUCGCGUCGGCGGAGGCGGCCGGCCGGCGCCGCUCGCCGUUCGACCGCGGCCCGCUGCAGAACGCCGUCGACUUCUUCGGCUGCCGCUGUGUGGGCGUGUGCAAGCCGAGCCCGCCCGACUGGCGCGCCGUCUACCGGCUGGAGGAGACUCUGUGA
Pollicipes pollicipes is the source of this 1759-nucleotide messenger RNA. RefSeq names its product palmitoyltransferase Hip14-like. Gene Ontology annotation, molecular function: palmitoyltransferase activity; protein binding. Lineage: Eukaryota; Metazoa; Arthropoda; Thecostraca; Pollicipedomorpha; Pollicipedidae. The transcript is spliced from 13 exons. The record is from RefSeq and is a predicted model, not a curated record. The coding region runs from base 65 to 1759 and encodes 564 amino acids.